AUGACGCCUACGGGAUCGCGCAAAAGAGUGAAGCCCAGCCUUUCUGGUGCGAGUUCACCGUCCCCCGCAUCACCGAGCAAUGCUGCCCGAGACCGCUCGGAUUCCCAGCCUCAAGAACGAGCAAGCUGGUACCCUGGGGCUUGGUCGGCAAUCUCACGAGUGUCUAAAGCAGCCCCAAUUACCGAGGUUGCUCGUGAGAGCAUCUCGGUCGCGCAAAACAUAGCUUCUAGGGCUGCGGACUCCUCGAACAACCUCCUUGAAUCCUCAAAACGAAAGCGAGCGCCAUCUAUCCAACUGAUCAAGAAGGCUGGAGCCUCUACCCGCUCCCUCCCGGCCGAUGUAACUACAACCCGAGUCAACAUUGCUUCAGAUGGGUCAGCUUCUACAACGGCUCUAGACAACUUUGAUAAUAAUUCGUCCACGGAGGAGCCAUUAUCUGACAAGGAAAACCCCGCUACCGUGCCUGUAAACCAGCUCGAAAAACCAGUCGAGGGACAAGAAUUGAGUGUUGACCCUGGUUCCGAGGCCAACCCAUCGCAUGCAGGACAUGCUAGUACUGUUGAGCAACCCAGUGGAUGGUUCUCGUGGGUAUAUACGACAGGGAACUCUGGGAAGCAGCCGGCGGGCGACGUUCAACCUACAGAUUUAUCUGAGGAGUCAUUCGAUAACCCAGAGCCUACGAAUAAAGUGCCACCGACAGAACAAGAGGGAGAGCCAGAACAAAGCCAGGAUCAAGAACCUGACCAAACGCCCGAAGUGACUGAAUUAAAUACAGAUUCCCAAAAACGUUCGUGGCGUCAGAUGUGGUACGGCCCCUCUACCAAGCCAGAAGAACAUACAGCAGAGCAACCAAAUCCUCCCCAAGAACCCGAACAACCAGCAACAAAAGACGUGGAAAUGGCACACAAAGACCCACCAGAUGAACCUGAGGCAUCUGAGCUGCCUCAACCUCCAACUGCAACGACAAAGUCGUCGGGAUGGUCAUUCUGGUCUAAAGACCAACCCAAGGAUGCAGUGCCUGGGAAGCCGCAGGAGGUUGAGGCAGUCGAAGCAACAAUACCGCAGGAUACUCCAUCUCGGUCAACCGAACUUGAACCAGAUACAGAAGCAAAUGUGAAAAUCACACCGAAAGGAAGUCUCAAAAUUAAACCACCAAAAGAUGCGGCCGCAUCUACAGUUCAGACGACCUCUAUCUCAACACCACCCGUUGAGCCCCGGCCUGCCGAUGCUAGUGCUUCCAAGCAGCUGCAAAAGAUUUUGCCGAAUCAGGUGCUACCGAGAUUUGAAGAAACGUACAAUCUAGAAGAGUCGCCUUCUAUUCUACAGUCUCUUGGUCGAUUCCUCCACUAUAGCAAGGGCCCCGAACAUAAGCAUGUAUCCCGCAUAAAAGAGCCACCACGAAUUAAGCGUGCGCUGGCUAUUGGUGUUCACGGCUAUUUCCCUGCUCCCCUUAUCCGAAGCGUACUUGGGCAACCCACAGGAACAUCUAUCCGAUUCUCAAACAUGGCAGCAGAGUCCAUUCGGAAAUGGACAGCGGAUCACGGAUACUCAUGUGACAUUGACAAGAUUUCCUUGGAAGGCGAAGGUCGCAUUGCAGAGCGAGUGGACUUGCUUUGGAAGCUACUCUUGAAUUGGAUGGAAGAGAUACGCAAAGCCGAUUUUAUCUUGGUCGCAUGCCAUAGUCAGGGAGUGCCCGUAUCAAUCAUGCUAGUCGCAAAACUGAUAUCUUUUGGCUGUGUCAAUGCAUCAAGAGUAGGCGUUUGUGCUAUGGCUGGUGUGAACAUGGGCCCUUUCUCUUCUUAUCGUUCUCGAUGGAUCAGCGGAUCUGCUGGAGAGUUGUUCGAUUUUGAACUCCCUUCCAGUAAAGUGUCCAAAGACUACGAAGCUGCCUUAAAAUGUGCACUUGAUUUUGGCGUGCGAAUUUCUUAUGUUGGGAGCAUUGACGAUCAACUCGUCUCACUAGAGUCAUCAUUAUUUUCUCCAAUAGCUCACCCCUACAUCUACCGCUCUGUUUUCGUAGACGGCAGAGUUCAUGCUCCAAGUUUCGUGUCCCACCUCGUCGGCUUCGCACUCAAGCUUCGAAACCUGGGUAUAGCAGACCACGGCCUAAUCCGUGAGCUUAGUAUCCCGCUUGCUGGCAGUCUCUACACCGGCGACGGCCAUUCCCGCCUGUACGACGACGAAGCAGUGUACUAUAUGGCCAUCCAGUUUGCGCUGGAAACCUCCACGGUGGCGGAUGCCUCCCUGAACGUAAAGCGUUCAAGUCCAUCUGCAGCUGCAAACCCCUACAUUCUCCCAUUUGCGAUGCGUGGUCUUCUCGAAGAAGAGCAUGUUCGUCAAGAGUUACAGGAGGAAACUAUGGAGCUUCUACGCCAAUUCGACGACUGGAAACCGUCAAGCAAAGUUUUGAAGGAUGUUAAAUUUCGACUAGAGGGUAUUCGAUCAAAGCUUUAG
Penicillium angulare is the source of this 2454-nucleotide messenger RNA. RefSeq lists its product as uncharacterized. The record is from RefSeq and is a predicted model, not a curated record. The transcript has 4 exons. The coding region runs from base 1 to 2454 and encodes 817 amino acids. Lineage: Eukaryota; Fungi; Ascomycota; Eurotiomycetes; Eurotiales; Aspergillaceae.